UAUAUAUUUGUGUAAAAAUGGCAAAAGUUCACUUUAAUUAGAACAUAGUUUGUGAAGUACCAGGGAUGGUAGUGGGGCAGGUGAAAUAAGAGACCCGUCCCAUCCUCGUCCAAGUGGGGCGGGGAUGAGUCUAGGUUUGGUGCGAAUGGGGCUGGAAUGGAGAUUAAAAUUGUACUUGUAAUGGGUAGUGGAGUGGGUGUGGAUUUUAUGCUAUACUCGCCCUAUCUCUGCCCGCCCCACUCCACCCCUGCUCACCCCACAUAUUUAUUAUCAAAAUUCUAUUUAUAUAUUUAUAUUAUUAAUAAUUUUAUCUUGCAAAAUAUAAAUUUGUGAGUAUAACGUGGGUACGAGUCAGGUGGUGGGAAGGGGAUGAGUUUAAAUACGUACCUGGUGGAGCAGGGAUGUGUCUUGCAAUGGGUGGUGGGGCGAGGAUGAAGAUGAGAAUUUUAUGCGGGUGCAGGUGCGGGUGUGGAGGUACCAUCCUCCGCCCCCACACCACCCAAUUGCCAUACCAGCUCUCAACUUGAAAGAUUCACUGUACAUCAGCCAAUGAUUACUACCAAGAUCACCCUCCUCUCUCCCAGUCUAAACAAAAAAAAUAGCAUAUUAUUGAGUGGGAAGCUUUAUCAUGUUUGAGUUUUGGCCUUUGGGAGAUCUGGUUUUUUGUGCUCCAAGAUCUCUGAUUUUCUUCGAAGGAUUCUUUGGUGAUUUUUUCGUGACAGCUCACUAAAUGCUGCAGAGUGAGAGAAAAUCAGUGAGUUAAUAUAAGACUAUAAGAGUGAAAAUACAGAGAGUUCUUAGUUUCGGUCAUUUUGGAGUCUGAUUUUGCUCAAAAUUUUGUGAGCUUCGUUUGUUGGCUGUGAUUGUCAUUUUGUUGCUUCAAUUAGUAACUUGCAGUUCCAGAUCCCAAGUCUAUAUGAAACCGGAGCAAUAAUGGCGGAAGAACUAAAGGAUGCAGCAGAUAGAGGAGAUGUAGAGUUCUUAAGAAACUGUGUUGCUUCAAACAAACCCAUUGAAUACUACUUAACUUUAUUCCCCAUGAUUCAACCUGGUGAUCGUCUUUUUGGCAACAUUUUUCACUUUGAAAACAGAGAAGAUUUCAUAAAAGGAGCUAUACGUACUUUACCACUUGAGGUCUCACAACAACUUCUUCUUCAACAACGUGAUGAAGACAUGUUUAAUCCUCUUCAUAAAGCAGCAGCUGUUUGUAACUUGGAGAAGAUUAAGAUGUUCUUAGCACUCUUCGGAGUACAUUUAUCGUCAUCGUUGUCGUUAUCGUUAUCGUCAUUAUCGUCAUCGUCGUCAUCUCAUAUUAAAAAACCUUGGUUACAGAAGACAGAUGAGGGACACACACCAUGCCAUGUAGCGCUUAUAAAUGGUAAAGAAAAGUGUGGAUUGGAAAUAUUGGAAAUAUUGGAAAUGGAUAUGGAGUUGCUUUGCAACAUUGAUCAAGAUGAUGACCGUGAUAGUAUGCUUUGUAUAGCUGUAAAAGGAGGGCUUAGUAAUUUUGCUUUGAAGAUGUUGAGGUCCACCUUUUCUUUCAGUUGUAGCGGUUAAAAUGGCUUCAAUGCUUUACAUUAUGUGCCAAGAUGCUCAGGUAUGGUCGUAUGGAUAUGUUUGGUAAAAUUAGUUGUUGUUGUUGACGGUUUUAUUCAAAAUGUCAAUUUUAUAAGAUUGCAAAUCUUUGAAUCCAGCUUAUGACUCGUCUAAUUUGUAUCUUUUUUCUUUAUAUCCAGAUCUAGUCCAGAUCCUACUCGUGAAUAUUUUUUUUAUUGUGGAAUAUAACAACAUAAUGUAUUAAUGUU
Messenger RNA from Beta vulgaris subsp. vulgaris (sugar beet), 1805 nucleotides. RefSeq lists its product as uncharacterized. The record is from RefSeq and is a predicted model, not a curated record. NCBI's taxonomy places the organism in Eukaryota, Viridiplantae, Streptophyta, Magnoliopsida, Caryophyllales, Amaranthaceae. The transcript is spliced from 2 exons. The coding region runs from base 934 to 1557 and encodes 207 amino acids.